Molecule: messenger RNA, 1704 nt
Organism: Teleopsis dalmanni
Lineage: Eukaryota; Metazoa; Arthropoda; Insecta; Diptera; Diopsidae
Gene: Ttc26
Product: intraflagellar transport protein 56
Exons: 7
Coding region: 1-1704 (567 amino acids)
Biological process (GO): intraciliary anterograde transport; intraciliary transport involved in cilium assembly
Cellular component (GO): ciliary basal body; intraciliary transport particle B; ciliary base
Molecular function (GO): protein binding; intraciliary transport particle B binding
Source: RefSeq, a predicted model, not a curated record
AUGACUUACAUACAGGUUCAACUACAAUUGCAAUUGCUUUCAACACUCAUACUAUCUAGAGGAAAAACCGAUUCAGCUAAUUCAAGACAUGUUAAUAGCGGCAAUAUUAUAAAAAAAGUCCAGCCAUCCUUAGAAGAAUUUAUAAUAAAACGAGAUUACACAGGAGCCAGAGCAUUUCUAGAGUUUUCAACCGAAGAGGAAGACGAUGAGAAAAAGUUACUUGUUGAUCAAUGGAUUGCAUUUUGCAGUUUUCAUUUAGGAGACUAUCAACAAGCACUGAAUCAAUACAAUGAAAUAAAAACUCAAGAACCCGCUACUGAUAAUAUCAGUUUAAAUAUAUCAGUUUGUAUGUUUUAUUUGGGUAUGUACGAGGAUGCACAGAAACUAAUUGACCAAAGUCCCAAUAAUUCUUUGAAGUUGCGUUUACUUUUUCAUUUGGCACAUAAAUUAAGCAACGAACCAUUAAGCAUACAAGAUUUGCAUGAUUCCUUACAGGACACAAUUGAGGAUCAAUUAAGUUUGGCGUCUAUGCAUUAUCUGAAAUCACACUAUCAGGAAGCAAUUGAUAUAUAUAAACGUAUACUAUUAGAAAAUAAGGAUUAUCUGGCUAUAAAUGUCUAUUUGGCAUUAUGUUUCUAUAAACUGGAUUAUUAUGAUAUGUCGCAGGAAGUGCUUGGAAUUUACUUAGCUAAACACAAAGAUAGCACAAUUGCUGUUAAUCUUAAGGCUUGCAAUCGAUUUAGACUUUUCAAUGGACGUGUUGCUGAACAAGAAAUCAAGAAUUUAGCAGAUAAUGGAACUUUUGGAGCUGAUCUCAUCAAGCAUAAUACAGUUGUAUUUCGUAACGGUGAUGGUGCUUUACAAAUAUUUCCUUCAUUGCUAAAUAUAGUGCCCGAAGCACGUCUAAAUUUGGCUAUUUACUACUUGAAACAUGGAAACAUACAAGAAGCGCAUUCUCUUAUUAAAGAAGUACAACCUACAGUACCAUAUGAAUACAUUUUGAAAGGCGUAGUUCACGCGGCUUUGGGUCAGCAAUUGGGAUCUCGUGAACAUAUUAAAACUGCACAACAAAAUUUACAUCUAGUUGGCAGCUCUGCCACUGAAUGUGAUACUAUACCAGGUCGUCAGAGUAUGGCUUCAGCCUUCUUUUUAUAUGAACAAUUUGAGGAGGUACUGGUGUAUAUGAAUUCUAUACGUAGUUACUUUAUAAAUGAUGAUACUUUCAACUAUAAUUAUGCUCAAGCAAAGUGCGCUACUGGCUACUAUAAGGAAGCUGAAGAAUUACUUGUACAAAUUACUGAUAUGGAAAUAAGAAAUCAGCAUACUUUUAACAUGGUACUCUCUAAAUGUCAUAUACACUGUGGACAUCCUGAACAGGCUUGGAACUUAUUUAUUGCACGGGAUACAAGUUCGGAAGCGUUUUUACUACUUCAACUCAUUGCCAAUGAAUGCUAUAAGUGUGAAGAAUUUUGGUUUGCCGCAAAAGCUUUUGAUAUGCUAGAGAAACUGGAUCCUAGCCCAGAAAAUUGGGAAGGUAAACGUGGUGCUUGUGCUGGAGUCUUGUUUGCGACAAUAACAAAAUAUAAAAAAAUGCAGAUGCCACACUCGAUUUCGGAAGUUAUAGGAUUAUUGCGUGAAUCUUCAUAUCCACAAGCAGAAACUAUUAUUAGAACUAUACGCAAAUAUGCAAACAUACUUAAGUAA